Molecule: messenger RNA, 2651 nt
Organism: Chenopodium quinoa (quinoa)
Lineage: Eukaryota; Viridiplantae; Streptophyta; Magnoliopsida; Caryophyllales; Amaranthaceae
Product: phosphopantothenoylcysteine decarboxylase subunit VHS3-like
Exons: 1
Coding region: 1408-1857 (149 amino acids)
Source: RefSeq, a predicted model, not a curated record
AUCACACACCGACCCCUUAAUCACCGGCUCUAACCGGUCCUGGGCUUCAAAGAUGGUCGUGUCCUCCUAAUUUAAUGCUCAUAGUUGCUUCAUGAAAACCCCGAAAAACGCUCCAAAUAUGCAAUUUCCUACAAAACUCAAGCAAAACUACAAAGCCACUAGAAAACACCAAUUAGUAAUAAAAGUAGCUCUAAAUAGCCAAAAACACCACUAAUUAUGACCAAGGGACGGGGGUAAAACACUAUAUAAAUUGGACAUAUCAGGGGUAGGGGGAGUGGCAGCACCGUACUGGGGGGAAAUGGGUUCUGGUCGCAGCGGCGGUUAAGGGAGGGGGGUCGAAGUAACUGGGCAGUGGGAGGAGGUGGCUGCUGGAAAGUUACGUUGGUGGUGGAUGUGGUUUUUUUUUUUUUUUGUAAAUUAAUUAAAUAUUUUCAACUAAUCAUGUGAUGACAUGUGUAUCGUAAACAAAAUAAAAAAAAAUAUAUAAAAAAAAAAAAAAAACCCUCUUUAACAAGGUUACUGGUUACAUGGGACUAUUUUGAGCGGAUAACCCCUAAAGUUCAUAUUAUUUAAAAUUAAACCAAAGUCAAGAUUAUUUUGAACGAACCGGCGAAAGUUGUGAUUAUUUUUAACAAUUUUACUAAAAAAAUAAUAAUGAUAUUUAAGAUAGAUAUACAUACCAGUAUUUGUAUUUUGAAAAUCAUAUCAAAUCAGAAUAAAAUUUUCAAAAUCCGAUUUUAAUUCAUUGAACCCGACCACAAUUGAACAUCAAAUUGACAUCCUUUUAUUCUACGAAUAAAAUAAUCAUUAUUUUAGAUUUAAGCUCAAAAUAAUAGUUAUCCUAAAACCAACAAGGCAAUAAAAAUUGUUUAAAUAAUUAUUAUACUAUCUUAUUGUCUAACAAAAUACGUACGUGUCUAGUCAAUUCAAAUUUGUGUUUCUGCCUUAGACUUGAUAGUUGAUACCCUAUUUUUUCUGCAAUACUACUACUAUAGUUUUCAUUACACUUGAAUACUUGAUCAUUAUUAUAAUGCUUGUAUGACUAAUUAAACUCUACAUAAAUCCCACUUGGUACAUUUUCCACGGACUACACGCUGUCGUUCCACAUCAAUUCAAUACAUACACCAUCUCCAAAUUAUUGGGAUUGACUUAUUCUCUGAUUCGCUAUACUUCGAGUAUUCUCAAAUAUAUGCUACUGAAUAUAAAUACCCGCAAAAAUCAGAUUGAUCAUUCAUUCAGAAACAAAAACACACAAACGUAUAAAAAGUAAUUCUAAAAAUAUCAAAUUUCAGUCUCAGCUAAUUGCUUUAUUUCUUUAGGUACAUAUGAUGAUCCCAACAAGUAUCCACGACGCUAUGUUUUUUCUUAUGAAUACAUUAGUUGAAGAAGGUCAGUUAAAUAGUGCAAAUGGAGCACUUACUAAGCCUUAUGUUUACCAUCAUUCGUGAAAUUGUUCUUUGGUUUGUAGAUAAUCGUUUCUACAUUCAUUUGCUGUUUAACUUUUUACUUGUUAUUGUUAUUCUACUCAAUAAAAGGAACAGCGGCCGUAACUCGGAUGACAACCACGGCAAUACGCCGUUGGUUUCCGAGAAUGUUUGUGGUGCUAGUACUGACGAUGAUAGUGAUAAUGAGCGUGAACACUUAAUUAUUGAUAUCGAAUCGUACGAUGAAGAUAGUGAUGAAGAUUAUUGUUGUCGUUCUGAUGAUGAUGAUGAUGUGGAUAGUGAUAAUGGAUCCGAUGGUUACGACGAGGAUGAUGACAAUGAUGGCUUGAGGCGAAGAUCCGAUAAGUUUAUUGCAAAGAUGCAUAAUGGAUGGAGGGAAGAAGGGAUUAGGGACAAAAUGAUGAACUGCUAAUAAAAUUGGGUUCUGCACAUGUAAUUAACAUUCCUGCUGGUAGUUACUACUUUUUUAAUAUUUGCUGGCUAUGUUAGUAUGUAGCUAGCUAUCAGAUCUAUUUAUAUGUCAUUUGGAAUUUAAUUAAGUAUUGUAUGAAGUACAUUAUAUUGUACAUUUAAGAGACAUUUCUAGUAAUAUUUUGCGAAUUUUGAAUUUUUAUUAUGUUCUUCAAGUAUUUAAAUCACCCCUAAAAUCUAAAAUAAGUAAUUCUAUGCUUAAAAAUAAUGUCACGCAACAAGACAUUCAUAGUACGUAGUAUUUUUUGCCACUUUUUAGCCUCCAAAUAAAUCGAAAAAUUCUAUAAAUCCUUUCUCAUAAAAGUUGGUCUCUAAAAAGGUCCUUCUGACAAGGUUACCGGCCCAAUGAUGCCUUAACUUUGAAUUAAACAUAUAAGCCUAGUGUCCUCAAAAAAAAAACAAAAAAAAAUAUAUAAGCCUAGUCGGAAGAAUGUACAGCCCUUGGAAUAAUUUGUGCCUUUACAUACCUAUUGGCAUUGUGCAGAUUAGGGAAUACACUUGGCUUUGGAUAAUGUCUGUGUAUUCUUUGGCUUGAUUUUGUCCAAGGAUAGAGUUUAUGACUCAUCGAUGGUUUGAGGGGGCUAGGGGAGUGGAUGCAUCAAUGACCCGAAGAGGCAUAGACCUAGUGUGAACUAAUGAUGCAUGCUAACAUAGGCUUUGAUCAUGAUAGACAAUAGUACCAUUGGUAGAUGAGGCCUCUAAUGAUGGCUUAGCAGGCUAACAACAAUCGUGAGA